AUGACCAAGAAGUUGCUUGCCUCGCUUCUCACCGCGUCCCUCGCCGCAGCCGAGCUCUGCGCAAACAUCAACACCUCCACCUCCAAGCCAAAUCCGAGCGCUUUCCAAAGCAAAGGGAAAUGCACCGAAACGUGCCAAGGCUCUGCCUACGGCAUCCUCCAGGGCGGCAACUGCUGGUGUUCAAACUACGGCCCUGAUCAGGAUGCCCAGCGCACAGGCUGCACCUCGCCCUGCCCCGGGUACCCGUUCGACAUGUGCGGUGCGAUCGGAUUGUACAGCUACGUACUGCUGAAUGAGGGAAUGGUCCAGGGCGUCAAAGGCUCCGUCGAGUCUACGAGCACCGCCUCCUCCGUAGCCGCGACGACGACUUCGCAGGCAACGUCGUCGAAUACGUCGGCACCUUCCACAACCGCGACGACUGCUUCCGCGACCGAGCCCCAGCGGCAAGACGUCACGGCCACGAUUUUCGUCACCCCGACCGCCGCUUCUGCCGCGCCGGCGCCAGACCCGCCCCCUCCUGUGACGGGGCCGGUGCUGGCAGGAAUCAUUGUCGGCUCGCUCGCCGGCCUCGUCGUCCUCGCCGUCUGCGCCUAUCUGCUCUACGCGCGCCGAAGAGACGGCGGUCCCCAGAUGCAUCGAAAGACGGCCUCGACGUCGACUGAGUCGGUGCAUCCCUUUGCCAAACCCUCAUUUGCGGAUACGAGCGGCCCACUGGAGAUGUACAGCAGGGGUAGGCUGAGUGUCGAGACCGUCGAGGCUUACAUGCCGGGUAAAUCGCUCCGGGUGAUGAAUCCGGAUCCACCCGAGGGGACGUGA
Molecule: messenger RNA, 816 nt
Organism: Ustilaginoidea virens
Lineage: Eukaryota; Fungi; Ascomycota; Sordariomycetes; Hypocreales; Clavicipitaceae
Exons: 3
Coding region: 1-816 (271 amino acids)
Source: RefSeq, a predicted model, not a curated record